This is a messenger RNA of Opisthorchis viverrini, 3267 nucleotides long. RefSeq lists its product as hypothetical. Lineage: Eukaryota; Metazoa; Platyhelminthes; Trematoda; Opisthorchiida; Opisthorchiidae. The record is from RefSeq and is a predicted model, not a curated record. The transcript is spliced from 13 exons. Gene Ontology annotation, biological process: protein lipidation; protein localization to phagophore assembly site; nucleophagy. Gene Ontology annotation, molecular function: phosphatidylinositol-3-phosphate binding; phosphatidylinositol-3,5-bisphosphate binding; protein binding. Bases 51 to 2708 code for a protein of 885 amino acids. Gene Ontology annotation, cellular component: cytosol; extrinsic component of membrane; phagophore assembly site membrane.
ACAUCGAGUACGCAGACGACAUAGCUCUUCUGGGAUCUGACCCCGUGGCAAUGCAAACAAUACUAAAUAAUCUAAAUAAUUCUGCCUCGCGGUUUGGUAUGCGCUUCACACCUGCAAAGUGUAAAGUGCUACUACAAGACUGGGUGGGCUCGAACCCUAGCUUCAUGCUUGCGGAUGAACCGAUUGAGGUAGUAGACAAAUUUGUUUGCCUGGGCAGCUGUAUCAGUCCCGGUGGUCUCGAGAAAGAUGAAAUUACCAUCCGGAUUGGGAAGGCCAGAGCAGCUUUUGCGAACCUACGUCACCUGUGGCGUAGGCGUGACAUCAGCUUCUCUGUCAAGGGUCAAGUUUACAGUGCUGAGUAUUUGACCAUCGAUGUCUUCGGAGCAUUGCCCGAAUCUGGUGGGAACACCGGAUCAGCAAUUCUGAAGACUGAUGACUCCAUUCGUCAUGCAGCAUCUGCUCGUCAUAUGGUGCCGACAUCUUCAGGAAUCUCCAAAUCAGUCCUCAAGCCUCGACACCCAGUCUAUCUGGCCGAGUUCAAUGUCCGCACUCUGAAGCAAGUAGGACAACAAGCUGCUCUUGCACUCACACUGGACUCGCUUGGCAUUGAUGUGUGCUGUGUCUCAGAAACGAGAAUUCAAGAUGCAAGCACAGUGAUUGAGUUAACCGCCCCGUCAGUCUCCACUCGCUUCCGGCUACGCACCUCUGGUGAUCCAGAGGCUGCUGCGGUGGGAUGUGCAGGGGUUGGUAUUGUGCUAAGUCACCGGGUGGAAGCAUCCUUACUUGAGUGGAUACCUGUUGAUGGUCGCCUCUGUGCGGUUCGUCUGGCAACGUCUGUGAAGGAGUCUCACAAGCGGCAAGUUGAUAGAUGUCUGUUUAUCGUGUCUGCCUAUGCCCCAACUGAUUGUAGCACUGACACCGUCAAAGACAGGUUUUACGACGCCCUGAAUGCUCUGCUGCGGCGAGCUAAAAGCUCAGACAUCGUGGUGGUUGCCGGAGAUAUGAAUGCGCAAGUGGACAGGCUCAGUGCAUCUGAGGCUCAACUGGGAGGUCGACAUGGACUGGACUCGUGUUGUGUGCGUAAUGUGGCAAUAGCGAGCUCCAUCCUCGUAGGCAGCAAAUGCGGCUACAGUCUGCUGUCCACUUUGGGCGAUCAAGUUACCGAGACAUUUUCCACGACCGGGGAUCCCAUAUGUAUCGUUGGUCGACUUUUCGAUCGGAGUCUGGUGACUCUGGUCUCACAAAACGAUAUGCGCAAACUGUUGGUGUCGCAUUCACGAAUCAACACGCUGAUAUGCCACUACCGAUAUACACUCACAAUUUUGGCAGUGAAAUUGAACCAGCAUCGUCUCGUGGUUUGCGUUGAAGACGGAAUAUUCAUUCACAACCUUCGUGACAUGCAGAUGCUCCACCGAGUGGAGGAGACCCCACCGAACCGCAAUGGCGUAAUUGCUCUGUCAUCGGCUGAAGAUAAUUGUUACCUGGCCUAUCCGGGCUCGCAUCGCGUUGGCACAGUGUAUAUCUUUGAUGCGAUGAACUUCCGCAAUGUGACUUCGAUUUCGGCUCACGAUGGUCUUCUGGCAGCCUUAGCUUUCAAUGCUGCAGGUGAUUUGUUGGCCACGGCAUCGGAGAAAGGCACGAUCAUUCGUGUGUUUUCCAUACCUCAGGGGGAUCGUUUGAUGGAAUUCCGCCGAGGACUGAGCAGGUGUGUUUCAAUUUGCUGCUUGUCGUUCAGCCUCAAUAAUCAAUUUCUCGUGGCAGCUAGUCACACAGAGACGGUACACGUAUUCAAGCUGGAAACGCGAUCAGGCAAUAAAGGCUUGGACGGUGGACCACUUACCUACACGCGUCGCCGUACUACCUCCAGCGGUUCAGUUGUCAGUCAAGGUAGCACAACUGGCGUAUGCCCCACCAGCAGUGAGGAUGGCGAAUCGGGUCCGGCUGACGACGGACAUGCUGCUGCACCUACAGUCGAUCGAGGCUCUCCCCUUGUCUCGGAUCCCAACGUCGGGAGUAGCGGCUCAUCGGGCUGGACUGGUGGACUCAUGGGCUGGAUGGGAAGCACCUUAAAGGCCUACUCAUCUUAUUUACCUCAUCAGGUUUCUGAGAUAUUCGCCCAAGACCGUGCUUUCGCCUAUGCACGUAUCCCAUCCAGUUCAUCCAGUUUCCUAUGGUCUGCGACCGGCCGAGGGAGUCCACAGUGCGUUGUUGGUACGGGUGCUGCUGGUGCCGUCUCGAGUGUCGCGACUGGUGAUGGUUCAACCGGUUCCCCUGUUCUCGUUUCUCAGCCUGUUGGAUUGCACAAAGUGGCCGCGGUCGUCUUCUACCAAAAUCAACCGAGAAUCAUAGUCGCUGGACUCGACGGCUUGGUGCAUACGUUUGCCAUUGAUCCCAUUAAUGGAGGCGAGGCAACCUUGUUACACACCCAACGCCUCCUGUCGCCCAACCCAUCCGGGACGUGUCCUCGUCCGAUAGGCCAGGGGAACGGUCCUUCACAUGGCGCUCAGAAUCCGCGCUCUACCUCGGUUGCUGAACCAGUGGGCCCCCAGUUGACAGGUGGACCUCAGCAACCUGGAGUGUACGUGGCGCCGAGAUCGCAUACAGGCCCCAUGUCACGUCCCACCACAUUUGCUGCAGCUGUCGCUGGAGGGCUCACACAAGAUACUGAAUCCAAAGGUAGCAUCCAAUCGCCAACGACCGAAUCCUAAUAAUUCGGGUUACGGGGUUUUCCGCAAUCAAUAGACCCAGGCUCCCCACCAUACACACCCUCAACAGCAAAAAUCACGACCUAUGUCUUUCUGUCCAUUUUCGUUUUGUUUUUUCUCUGAUACUCAUCAAAAUCAAGAUACUUGUAAUUUGUUAACUAACCUACCUUCAGACGCCUCCCAUAAUCGAUUAUCUCUUCGAAGCGUAUCGUUCCACACACUGCCUCUCUUUUGCACACACUACUCGCGGUUGGUUUUAUCCCCGUCUUCAACCUCAUCAUCAUCAUAAUCGAUUUUCUACCACAGAGUAUGCACAGGUGGCUAGUGUUGCUGAUAUUUUCUUGUUUUUCAGCUUUCAGCUCAUUCCUACCUGACUAGUGUUCACUCACACACAGACUGCCGUAAUUCAACGACCUUUCCUUCCGUUCUUUGUACAGACUUGAUUGUGUCGUUCCAUCCGGAUCCUCUUGUUUUCCACCACUAUUUUUUUUGUGAUGUGACGAGGGAUUUGCCGUGAUUUCACGCUGCAUCCUCAUUUUAGGGAUGGAGUUUCCUAAGCGAU